This is a messenger RNA of Coregonus sp. 'balchen', 8966 nucleotides long. The record is from the annotation of a GenBank genome assembly. NCBI's taxonomy places the organism in Eukaryota, Metazoa, Chordata, Actinopteri, Salmoniformes, Salmonidae.
CCUAAUCCAAUUUCACUGGAAUUCCUCAACGUAGUCUCUCGAACCGCAGAGCUCGCCCUCGUCCUGUGCUGAGCAUUACAUUCCUCGCAGCAUAAUGUGCUCUCACACAUUGAUGCCACGGAUCCAUCUAAGGGUUUUGCUUUCGUUUUAAGUUCACCUGGUCUGAUGUGUUCCUCUAAAGUGUCAUUUGGGAGAGGAUGUUGCUUCUAAUUUAUGCAACUUUGCUUGGAAUUUUCCUCAAAACAGGUAUGCAAACUUUGGGGACUGUGUAAUCUUACAUGUGUUGGCUAGCUGCGUUGUAUUCUGUUGCUGAGAGUGGUGUCAACGUUUCCAGGUAUUCCAAUCUAAUUCAAGUUUGGAUUAUGGUUAAAUGAUUUGGGGAGCUGUUUUUGUCGGAUGAAAACAAUUAAAUCGUUUUCAUAAAUCCAGGAGAGGUCUAGUAAUGCUAACAGUGAGGCGCGCAGGAGGUUACCGGUGCGGAUCAAAUAAUCUUGUUAAAUGCAUGUAUAACUGUCUUGGAAUAAGAAAUUGUGAAACAGAUUCUUGGAUUUUACAUUUUUAAUGACACACCUGCGCUCCAGCUACAGAAAAUAUAUCACCUUAGGUCAUAAUUGCAUCUGUAAAACCAUUGCGCAUGUCACCUCUGCAAAGGCAUAUCUUUUCAAAAUGUGAUUUAGGCUAUUAUUUUCCAUAUCUUUGCUUCAAUUUAAUAAUAUUGUUUAAAAAUGUAAAUGCUAAAUAAUAGAUCGUGACAUUCUGAAACAUUGAACAUUAUUCCAUAUUUGGAGCAUCUUUCUGCUCUUACAAUUGCCCUACAUGGCAUGCUAAUUAGGCUAUUAAGUAUUCAGAUUAAUUGCUAUUAAACAUGACUAGACACCAUUACAGGUGAAGAAUGUAUUCACUCAUUUUAUAAAGCAGAGGGAAAUGUGUAGGCCACUCAUUAUCAAUAGCUAAUUAAUAGCUCUAUAAUUGACAACACAAAUGCAAUUCAACAUUUUAUUUUACAGGUGUAGGCAUUCCAUCAAGCUCAAAUGAUAAGGAACAUGAUUGAUCAACAGUUGUCAGCUCAGGUGACUGUAAUAAACUAAAAAAAAACAUUUUUUAGUGGGUGUUAAAUGAGCUGAUCUAUCACUCCAUGCACACCUGUGAUGAAUAUUAAUAUCAAUAAAUAUGCAGAGAAUAACAACCCUGUCUCUCUUCAGAUGACGGUGGAAGGAAAAUAUACAAUUUAAGAUAGAUGAAGGCAAAUAAACUGAAUUCUCAAUCCACAUGGGUCACCUUAUAGCAAUGAUAUGGUUAUAAUGUAUACAAACCGUGGUAAAUGUAGUUGUUAAAAAGGGAUCAGGUAAAAUGACAAUGAUAAUCUAUGUCAAUGGAGCAGUCCACAUUCUCAUUCCAACAUACAUCCACUGAUCAUAUCAUCAGAAUGAUAUAACAAUCAGAAGCUGAGAGCUUUUCCAGUCCAUAUUUCCAGUAGAACCCCUUGCACAUGAAUAUAUGGGUAGAUGAACAGUGGCAUGUAAGAACUUGAUCUCACCAAAAAUGCCUCUGUGGUAAAUAACAUACAAAUGUUCUGUCUGUUCUGCGUUGGAUGUGCUGGAUUUGGUUCACGUGCCCACUCCUUAAACAUCAUGUUCAUUGUUAGCAGAAAUUACAUCUAAAUAAUUUGAUGAUGUUUUUACCUCAGUGAAAAGGGUAUAGAGGAACAAUAUGAACCGUAUAGACAGUAUGUACAUAACUAUAUGCUUGGCUAAAUGUUAUGUACAUAUGUGGUUUAUAGAGGACAAAUACAGUACAGUCUAUGAUGUGUUUAGGCACUUUAUGAGACUCUAUUGCUCGGUUGAUGGAUGGAGUUUUGAAGCAUUUAUCUGGUUAUAAAUUAAUUACACUCAGAUCUUUGUUUUGGAUCCUUUUCAAUUGAAUUUGUGCUUGAUGGCGCUGUCAGACUGGGAGAUGAAUGACUGUCGCCAUUUCAAUAAUUAGAACACAGUAAUAUCUGUCACGGAGAACAAAUGACCUGAAACUGUGGCGCCUGAGAACAUUUUGAAUUGUUGUUUAACAUAGCACAGUCAUGCAUGUUUCUGCAAAACUCCAUACCCUGAAUCAGAUUUUGCUAUCCAUCCGGUAUCCUCGAUUAAAUUAUUACGAUUUUUCCUCCCUGUGAAACAAUUUUGGAUGAAUAGCCAACCAUCUGUCAUUCUUUGUUAAUUUCCAUUUAAUUCCAAUCAGUCAAGUGACAAUGGAAUUGUGGCGCAGUGGUCUAAGGCACUGCAUCGCAGUGCUAGCUGUGCUACUAGAGAUCCUGGUUCAAAUCCAGGCUCUGUCGUUGCCGGCCGCGACCGGGAGACCCAUGGGGCGGCGCACAAUUGGUCCAGGGUAGGAGAGGGAAUGGCCGGCAGGGAUGUAGCUCAGUUGGUAGAGCAUGUGGGUUUGAUUCCCACGGGGGGCCAGUAUGAAAAAAUAAAUAAAUAAUGUAUGCACUCACUAACUGUAAGUCGCUCUGGAUAAGAGCAUCUGCUAAAUAAAUUAAUCUAAUUUUAAGUCAGUGCUGGAGCAACAGCUUCAUUGAGUGUGUGGAUAAAGCACUUUGUUUGCAACACUCUAGCUUAAUUGUUUUCAACUAUAAAAGUCAGAAUGGCAAUUAUUAUUUUAGUGGGUAAAGUUGAAUGGCCUUUUUCCCUGCACAGAUAUGCCCAGCUUCCACACACAAUUGUGUCUGAGGGCACUGUAUUAAGUUUAGUUGGCAAAUAAGUGAGAGUAUGGAUUUAUAUUGUUGAAACAUAUUUGUUCAUUAUUGUCGGUCAAAAUCCCUUUAUCCUGACUCCAGAUCUGUUUGUGCAUUAAACAACUCCUCUCUGCUGUGUUUCUUCGUUGUCACGACAAAUGUGUAUGUAGUCAGAGAAGUAUGUGUUUUGUGUGACUCAUCAGUGCUUUCUGUGGUGUGGUACAGAAAUGUUAUUAUAUUAGCUCAAAUUUAUAUUGUCUGAUAUUUGUAACAUGUCCACAUGUGUAAGGAUAGCAUCAACAUCGUCUCUCCCACAUGAAAUGCUCUUUGAGAUAAUCUUCAUGUUUGUUAUUCAUCGAGGAGAUCCAGUCUUUUUUUCAGUCCACCCCUUGUCCUCUGAUCAUUGCAAAUAUGGACCAAGUUGACUUUCAAAAUGCCAACAAAGAGACUUUUUCAUUUCAAAGAUGAAUUUGUCUCUCCUCGAGGAUACAGUUCCUGGUCUGUGGUAAUGGCAAUAGAUCACGAAAACACUUAUUGUUGAUUAGCUGGGAGGAAUAUAUGUCUCCUGAGUGGCGCAGUGGUCUAAGGCACUGCAUCGCAGUGCUAACUGUGCCACUAGAAAUCCAGGCUCUGUCGCAGCCGGCCGCGACCGGGAGACUCAUGGGCGGCGCACAAUUGGCCCAGCGUCGUUCAGGGUAGGCGAGGGAAUGGCCAGCAGGGAUGUAGCUCAGUUGAUAGAGCAUGGUGUUUGCAAUGCCAGGGUUGUGGGUUCGAUUCCCACGGGGGGCCAGUAUAAAAAAAUAUGUAUUCACUAACUGUAAGUCGCUCUGGAUAAGAGCGUCUGCUAAAUGACUAAAAUGUAAAUGUAAAAUGAAUAUGUGGGGCUGAAAGGCCCCACAUGAACAAGGGAUAAUACUAAUGACUGAACUGCAGACCUGGGUGCACAAAAUACAAUUUAAAAAUCUUUCAAAUAAGAUUUUAGGCCUAAUCUUUUAAAUACUUUCUGAAUUUUGAUCGAGCCUGCCUGCAGUGCCAGUUGGGCAGAGUUGCUUUGCACUCCAUUGGUUCCAUUGUGCCAGGCAAGCUCAAUCAAGCACAGCUAAACAAAUUUGAAAAAAUGUGCCUGUAGUCUCUCUUGAACAUCAUUCAUAGACUAAUGAGGUGACUAUAUGCCAGAUACUAGUGAACUGUUCUUGUGGGCUUUUUUUUUAACCCUUGUGGUUCUUCCUGUCUCUCUUGUACAGGUUAUGCUCUCCAGAUCCAGUGUUACCAGUGUGAGGAGGUGAAAAACGAUGAAUGCUCCACGGCAGAGUUCAUCGUCAACUGCACUGUCAACGUGCAGGACAUGUGUCAGAAGGAGGUGCUGGUGAAGGAGGAUGGUAAGAAAACAGCGUCUCCUGGGCAGUUCCAUUCCUUUCAUACUUUGUUCUUUAUAGGAUAGAGAUAGUGAGAGAGUAGUCCCUUCUCACAGCCACUGUAUCUCCGCCACAGCAGAGUGUGAGCUUGAGUCUGACCAGAGAGACUAGUGAGAGCGAGACAGGAAGGUUGUGGGCCGGAUUCGAACCCACGCCGACACAAUAUAAAUGUGUUCUGCAGCUAGACCACCCCAGGCCACCCCAGGCCACUCUGCCUUCUCUGACACCUACUAUGCCAUGUAAAACCAAGCCACACCGGACUGUGCCACUUUUAACAUGUGAACUAAAUAAGGUAUAUUUUCCUCUUUCAUGUACUUCCUCUCUACCUCUGAAUUCAGUGGAACUGAUCUAUAGGGUCUCCAACAAAUGAGAUCAUAAACUAGGCCUAUACGUAUGCCCACUACAUCAAUUGGGACCUAUCAAAGAAUCUCCAUAGAUCAAGAGGCCAUUACCAUAGUUAAUUCAUGGAUUAUGGCUCAUAUUCUUUUAAUGGGAUUAUCCCAAAGGGUGGUUACCUUGGUUGCUGGCUGCUGUGCUCAGUUGAUCCAUGCAUUAUUUAUUUAUUAUAAACCGGGUGGUUCGAACCCUGAAUGCUGAUUGGCUGACAGCUGUGGUAUAUCAGACCGUGUACCACGAGUAUGUCAAAACAUUUAUUUUUACUGCUCUAAUUACGUUGUUAACCAGUUUAUAAUAGCAAUAAGGCACCUCGGGUGUUUGUGGUAUAUGGCCAAUAUACCAUGGCUAAGGGCUGUAUCCAGGCACUCCGCGUCCGCGUUGCAAAAGAACAGCCCUUAGCAGUGGUAUAUUGGCCAUAUAUCACACUACUUCAUGCCUUAUUGCUUAAUGAGAGAACACCCUUCAAAUACACUAGGCUUGUUGAUCCUACCACAUCCAAUGUUAUUACAUGUACAGUUGUCACUUGUGAUCAAAUGUAUACUUCCAAUUACAAGAGUAUUCCAAAAAUUUACCAAGAACUCCAUAGCUAGAUUGUCUUUAGCGAGUGCUUUAUGCCCAAACUAUGUUUCUGAACAUGAUGGUUGACAAGCUUCAUCACUCAAAGGCAAUGCUCUAUGGCAAUAAUGUCAUUAACAAAUGUACACUAUGUGUAAUGUUGUGUAAUGGUUUGAAUAACCUUGAGAUAAGGAUUCACUUUUGUGUGAAAUGCACAUGCUUACAGUAUAUUCACAAAUCUUUGCCAGUCUCUGCACUCUCCAGAAAGGUUUUCUGAGUCAUUUGAUUCAAAUGCGAUGUUGGCAAAGGGAUUCUUAUGUGCUCCUGUAAGCAGAUAAACUGAAAAACUUGUAUUCUAUCAUAAAACCUUCUAGCAAUGUUGGGUAAUGAAUGUGUUCCUUAAUUAUAUCAUUUCAUAUAAUGUCAGCCUGAGACCAGGAUCCUAACUAAUUAUCUUUAUAUGCAGCAACCACAAUUUAUCACAAAUAAUGAAUUUGCGAAUUACCCCAACAUUAUCGGUGGAAGGAAACACUUGCAUAAUGUGUUUAUGAUAUAUGAAGACAUCUGUAACAUAAUCCUCAGGGAAAGUUGGCUUUUGCACGUGAUUUGUUCUCUACCCAUUCCUCCCCCCAACAAAGGUUUGGGGACUUGGUUUGAUAGACUGUCAGUUCUAAAUGUGCCUAGUGAUGUAGUAUGGAACAAAGAAGAGGGUUGAUUAAGCUAAAGUUGUAUUGUUAGUUCUGUCAAACUUUAUAGCAGUAAUCAGGGGCUGAUGCAGACUGCAAUUGUCUACUUUUGUCUUGAAGGCUUGUCUGACGUCUUUGAGACAAAACAAGAAUAUUGUAUUGCAUUUACAAAUUGCCACUCUGUCUAACAGCUCAUCUGUCAUUAUUUCAAGAGAAAGACAAGUAAAGUAGAGCAGUAAAGUUUGAUUGAACUUUUAACGUGACUCUUCCUCCCUUUCAUCAACCUCUUUCAUCUAUUUCCUCUCUACGCCUUAAUUAUAACUUUUGGUAACACUUUACUUAACGUCGACAGGUAUAACGCAUUAUGCCACAGUUAUAAUGCAAUGUAAGACUUGUCGUAGGCACUUAUGAACCUCUUCUCAUCAUAAUAACAGUUCUUUGCAGUCUGUUGACAAAUUUCAGCAGAGAACACAUAAACCUUGUAUUAAGACAUGAUAAGCAUCCAUAUAUGCUUAUAACAAGUACUAAUGCUUAUAGAUUCAGUGGAGCUUGAGUCACAUCUCCAGGGUCACCUUGGAUUUGUUUGUAUCCAAAAGCCCAGUGUCUAUUUCCUAGGAAGGGGUAGGGAGAAGUGGGAGUUGAGUCCCUGCAAGGUGGUCAUUUAUCAGGCAGGGAGACGCAGGCUUUCUUACCACCGCCUGUGGUAAGACUAAUGGCACAACAAUAUUUCCAUGAAAUCAAAACACUCUUAUUGUGGUCCUCUGUAGCUCAAUUGGUAGAGCAUGGCGCUUGUAACGCCAGGGUAGUGCGUUCGAUCCCCGGGACCACCCAUAAGUAAAAAUGCAUGCACACAUGACUGUAAGUCGCUUUGGAUAAAAGCGUCUGCUAAAUGGCAUAUUAUUAUUAUUAUUCAUGUGCAUUCUCUCAUCACCAUAUAAAUCAAAGCAUAGUUUUGUUGCAAUUGUUCCAUAGUUUGAGAGCAUUAUAUUCUUUGUCGAGGUGACAUUCUCAAUGUUUUAUUUGUUAUAAUGGCUCUAUAUAGGUUCUAGGCACUUAGAGGACCACCUCCCAGUAAUAUGAACCACUCCAGUAUUGAUCAGGAUAAAGUCCUGUUAACCUCUUAAGGAUCGGACCCUUUUUUUCAAUUUUCGCCUAAAAUGACAUACCCAAAUCUAACUUGCAGGACCUGAAGCAAGGAUAUGCAUAUUCUUGAUACCAUUUAAAAGGAAACACUUUGAAGUUUGUUGAAAUGUGAAAUUAAUGUAGGAUAAUAUAACACAAUAGAUCUGGUAAAAGAUAAUACAAACAAAAAAACAUGUGUUUUUUGGGGUUUUUUGUUCCAUCAUCUUUGAAAUGCAAGAUAAAGGCCACAAUAUAAUAUUGCAGUUUAGGCACAAUUUAGAUUUUGGCCACUAGAUGGCAGCAGUGUGUGUGCAAAGUUUCAGAUUGAUCCAGUGAAGCAUUGCAAUACUCGACUACUUUAUAUCAAGUCUGCCCAAAUGUGCCAAAUUGGUCAUUUCAUACAUUUUCAAGUACAUAACUAUAGAGAACAUACAAAAAUGAUAUGGUAAUACAAAAUGUAAGUUUACACACUCCCAGGAAUGUCAUAUAUGAUGGAUCAUUAGCUUAUACACUAACUUUCACACAUCUAGAUGGCCGGGUGGGGUGGGUGUGGAGCCAGAGACAGCAGGGGUUCAAACUGUAGAACCCAGUUCCUACAUUUGAAUAUAAAAAUGGAUUUUAUCAAACAAAACUAUGCUACAUUUUAUCUCUGGGACCCUCAGGAUGACAAAUCAGAGCAAGAUUACUGAAUGUAAGUACAUUAUUUACCUUCAGAGGUGAAUGUAUCAAACCAGUUGCCGUGAUAAGUUGUUGUGCACUCUCCUUAAACAAUAGCAUGGCAUUUUUUCACUGUAAUAGCUACUGUAAAUUGGACAGUGCAGUUAGAUUAACAAGAAUUUAAGCUUUCUGCCCAUAUAAGACAUGUCUAUGUCCUGUAAAGUUUGCUUUUACUUACAACAGUCAUGCUAAUCACAUUAGCGCACAUUAGCUCAACCGUCCCGUAUACGGGACACCGUACCCUUCCCCAGAUCUGUGCCUCGACACAAUACUGUCUCGGAGCUCUACAGACAAUUCCUUUGACCUCAUGGCUUGGUUUUUGCUCUGACAUGCACUGUCAACUGUGGGACCUUGUAUAGACAGGUGUGUGCCUUUCCAAAUAAUGUCCAAUCAAUUGAAUUUAGCACAGGUGGACUCCAAUCAAGUUGUAGAAACAUCUCAAGGAUGAUCAAUGGAAACAGGAUGCACCUGAGCUGAAUUUUGAGUCUCAUAGCAAAGUGUCUGAAUACUUAUGUAAACAAGGCAUUUCUGUUUAUUUUUAAUACAUUUGCCAAAAUUUCUAAAAACCUGUUUUCACUUUGUCAUUAUGGGGUAUUGUGUGUAGAUUGAUGAGGAUUAAAAAAAAAAAAUCAAUUUUAGAAUAAGGCUGUAACAUAACAAAAUGUGGAAAAGUCAAGGGGUCUGAAUACUUUCUGAAGGCACUGUAACGUCAAACAUUCAUGAAAAACAAAACAAAAAUGAAAGCUUAAGGACUUUUACCCCUCCCUUCCCCAGUGUUUGUGCUACCUCAGUUUGCUAUGAGACUUGGCUCAGUUUCACCAAGGGUCUCAAUAUCACAUAUAGCUUGACCUGGACUUCCUGUAUAGCUUUGCACUAUCCCUGACCGCUUCUCUCUCUCCCUCUUCAGGCAUAUUUUACCGCAAGUCCUGCGCCUCGUCCGGGGCAUGCCUCAUAUCCUCGUCAGGCUACCAGCAGUUCUGCACUGGAAGGAUCAACUCUGUGUGCAUCUCCUGCUGUAACACACCGCUCUGCAAUGGGCCACGGAAGAAGAACCGCCCGGUCCCGUCGGCCGCCACCUCUUCAUUUUCCUCCCUUCUUUUUCUGCUGGUCUCCCUCACGCUGGUCUCCCUCUCUCUGACAUAGACCUAGAGGCGUCCACUUGUCCCGUCCUCUACCUGAAGAUAACACUAGAGUAUUAUGAGGCUACAAAUAGGCUACAGUGUACAUAACACUACGUAGUCUAUAGGCUACAUCAGACUCUAGUGUCGUCUUUGGAGAGGAAUCCUAUACAUAAGAGACUAUCACAGGAGGUUGGUAGAAUGAGUGCAAUGGUAUCAAAUACAUCAAACA